AUGGGGCUUCUAUUGGUCUUUCCCCUCAUUCAGUCUCAAAGUAGAACAGACCCUUCUCUCUGUAACAUAACUGCUGAGGUGCUAUUGAAUUGCCUUCGAGACUGCCAGCCUUUGAGUUUGACUAAGGAACCAGCUGACUGUCUUAAUGGGAUAGAGUCUUUGCUGUGUUCCUGGCUGGAAGACACUUCUGCUUCAGGCCAACAGAUUCCAUACAAGCAAAAAGAAAAUGCUGCUGCUGCCCUAGUUGCCUUGGCUUGUGCAAGAGGGUCGCUGAAAACCUUUGUUCAUACAGUGCACCUAUUACAGAAACAGACUGAUCUAGGAUCCUUGCCUGUGGCUGAUGUAUUAUACAGGUUGUUGCUUUUGGAGGGAGGACCUGGAUCACCCUCUUGUUUGCUUGGAGGAAAGCAUAUAGUGUCUUGGGGCUUUGAAGACAUGUUGCCUGCACCUGAUGCCAACAGUAGUUCCAGCAGUGAAAAUAAAGAUGCAGACUUAGGGCGCUGUCUUGCAGCAGAUGGUCUCUAUCUUUAUACAACUAAUUCGGUGGGCAGAGGAAUAAGCAAACUAGGAUCUGGAUUACAUGGUACUUUGCGAGGUUUUGUGUACUGCCGUAAUGAGGAGCUGGAGACUGGGUGGAUUGCUUUUGGCAACAGCAAACUUCUUCACCGGCCCGUCUCCUUUGACAAUAAGCCUCACUCCCUUUUCCAGGUUGUGGAUCAGCAUACCCUUCAGGUAUGUCAAAUAAUCCCAAUGCCAGUAAAUCACUUCCCAGUUGGCAGUACUAUGACUACCGUGCAUCUUUCUUCAGAUGGCACAUAUUUCUACUGGAUUUGGUCUCCUGCAAGCCUCAAUGAAAAAACGCCAAAGGGCCACUCUGUCUUUAUGGAUAUUUUUGAACUUAUAGUAGAAAAUGGUGUAUGUAUAGCAAAUCCUCUACAGGAACGAAUUAUAUUAAUGAGAAAAGAGGGCGAAUCUGCAAAGAGUAUAAAUGAGAUGCUUCUGAGUAGGCUGUCUAGGUAUAGAGCCUCCCCGUCAGCGACGUUGGCUGCUCUCACUGGCUCUACAAUCUCCAAUACACUGAAGGAGGACCAAGCAGCUGCAAACACUAGCUGUGGGCUGCCACUGAAAAUGUUAAGGAAGACUCCAAUAUACACAUGUGGAACAUACUUGGUGAUGUUGGUCCCACCCCCAGGUGGAUCAGGCAGUUCUGCAACACGUUCGCUCUUUGGAGGAACAAGUGCUUUGUCAUCUUUAAAAAUUCUUGCUUCAAGCUUGGUGUUCAAUAUUUCGGAUGGGCAGUUCACAAGCCGAGCAGAUCUCAUUGAUGCUGCAGGAAGUUCACUUGGACGUGGUGCUCUAGUUCCAGGACUUGGUGCCUGUUAUGAUACUAUGAAUAACAUGAUAUGGACAUGCUCUAAUGAUUAUAUUGAUCAGUGGUGUAAUCCCGGGAACCAGGCAUUCCAUUGCGUCUGUCAGAGACUGGGAGUGAGUCAUGUCAUUACAGAGCCCAAAGGGGAUGCAACAACCACAAAUGAGGUUAUUAACCAGUUACUGCACCAUGUUGGUGCCAUGUGUAUCCACCAACUCAACCUGCUUGCAGCCAGCAACAAUCUUCCCAUAACAAAUUUUUUGGGCAAGCAACAUCCAAUUGAAGCGCAUCACCUCAGCAGUAUUUGUGACAUUAUGGAAAAAGCUAUGGUGAAUGGAGAUACUUGUAUAAUACGCUGCAUCCUUGUCGUCUUUCAGGUGGUUUUUAAAUUUUUCUUCAGCCCACAAACCGAAAGAAACAGAGAUAUUGUUAGAAGGUCUGGCCUAUUACUUUGGCAGUUACUGAUGGCACCAAGGGAUCAGAUUUGCUCUGAGAUUCAGAAGGAGGUUUGUCUAGCUAUUAGCUCUGGAUUAAAUAUCCUGUAUCCUGGAGAAGCAGAAAUCAAUAAUUUAUUGAAAUUGGUCUUAACUGAAGGAGAGAGAAACAGUGGUCUCUCUCAACUUCGUGACGUUAUCCUGACUAAUUUAGCUGAACAGCUUCAGAACAACAGAUUUGGAAGUGAAGAUGAUGAUCAUUAUAGACUAAAUGAUGAGCUGUUGCACUACAUUCUCAAGAUUGUUGUCCGAGAAUCUUGUGUCUUAAUCACCAAGUGCCAAACUGUAUCUAAAGAUGAUUUUCAAAGGCUUCUUUCAACUGUGCCUGCUGCAUCUUCGUGUUUGCGGUAUCUGAUGGCUGUACAGAACCACCUCCUCAGUAACACUAUUUUGAUUAAACCUGAUGAAAAUGAUGACAGUGACAGCUCCUUGCAGGGAGAGACAUUGAAGGUACAGGAGCUAAAGACCAGCAUUUUGUCUCUUGCUACGCAAAUUCUGACAGGAUGUGAUGAAGUCUUAGAAAUGCUGCAACAAGUCACUACAGCACUAAUAAACAGUGACAUCUCUGAUAGAGAGCAAAGAUUAAAAGGCCUGGAGCAAAUUACAAAGGCUACUAUGCUUGGUCAUCUGCUUCCCGUCCUACUGACAUCUCUGAUGCAUCCAAAUUUGCAAACUCUAACUAUGGCUGAUGCCUUGAUGCCUCAGCUGGUGCAGCUGGUUCUUUACACAAGUCAGACUGCACUGCUGCUUAAAACUCAGUCUCCAGUUUUCUCAGAACUGAACAGUUCCCCCAGUGGUGCAUCAGAACAGAAAGGGAAGCUGUUACCUGAUGAGAGAAUGCUGGAAGAGAAAGAAGAACCAGGUUUUCUUACGGGUUUGAAGAUCCCUGCUCCCUGGGCUGCUGGGAAGACUGUAGAAACAGUUCAUCCCGUCAGGGAUAACUAUAAAUUUAAAGAAACUGUACAUAUUCCAGGAGCCCGCUGUUUAUAUCUUAGAUUUGACAACAGAUGUUCUUCACAAUAUGAUUAUGAUAAGUUGGUGAUCUAUGCUGGUCCUAACACAAACAGUAGGAAGGUUGCUGAGUAUGGAGGCAAUACACUGGGAUAUGGCAGCCGUAGUGUCUUAGGAACUGGUUGGCCGAAAGACUUAGUAAAGGUACAGUCUCCUACCCAUCAAAAUUUUAAGGUGGAAGGAGAUACAGUCACCUUCUCCUUUGAAAUGCGGAGUGGUCGUGAGCACAACACUCCAGACAAAGCUAUGUGGGGCUUUGCUUGCACUGUUCGAGCACAGGAGUCUUCAGAGGAUGUGUCAGGAGGCUUGCCAUUCUUAGUUGACCUGGCACUUGGCCUUUCUGUAUUAGCUUGUUCUAUGCUGCGAAUAUUAUACAAUGGACCAGAAAUUACCAAAGAUGAAGAAACCUGUCAAGAGCUCUUAAGAUCUAAAUUAUUACAAAGGUGCCAGUGGCAGGUGGAAGCUAAUGGUGUAAUAUCUCCAGCCCUUACACCAAGUCCUUCUCCAUUGCCUCUUACUAUAGAUGAAGACAGAGAAUUUACGUAUCCCUCUGAUGUUCUAGUGCCUCCUGUUGGACACUAUUUUGAUCUGCCUAGGAUUAGGCUGCCUCCAGGAAUCAUGAUUAAACUCAGGGAAAUUUCUGGACGUGCUCGGCCUCAAUUUAGACCUAGUAUAAAGGAAGUGAUUCAGCCAGAAGUAAUGGAGGAGAUGGUAGUUUCAUGUGUGAUUAAACACUUGAAUUUGGUUGAUGCACUUCAGUCCCUGAUAAAUUUCCAGUAUCAGGAAGAGCAUGCUGAAGAAUAUGAUUUACUUUGCAAAAUUAUGGGAGAGACCUUUAAGAAGCUAAAUGCCAUGGAGAGACAAUUGCAGAGUGUGGCUGAGCUGGAGCAGAAAUGGCAGAAUGAGGUAGAUGAUGCCAUGCACGGGAAGCUGGAGAACAACGUCCCGUUCUUUUAUGAUUAUCACUUCAAUGAGAGCAAGAUGAAAGAACUAGAACUUCUGUGUUCAAUGAAAGAAGUUUCUUUUGAUGGAAGUGAUCUUGAGAAUGUGGUCCUGGCAUUAAGGGAGAAGUUUUUUCAAGAGGUGAAUUCACUGAUACAGAAGACCUCUCAUCCCCUAGCAAAAACAAAAACAUUAGUUAAGAGCUUGAUGAACAGAGCAGAGCUGUUAUUACAUGUCACUAUUGCAGCACAGUCUGGAAUCACAAGAAGUAUAUCUGGUACCCCUGCAGAGACUCCAGCCUGUAAAUCAGCAUCUGAAACAAAAGUGAUAUCUCACGCAGUCCGCCAGCCUGUCUUCCUUCGCAGCAUGUCGGCACCAUCUGACUUAGAAAUGAUUGGUAACGAAGAUAUCGAGUUUGCUAGAUCAAGUCAAAGGCGACGCCAUGUUACCAGCCAUAGAAGCAGCUCUUUCACUCUUCUCCAGUCACUGACUAUUGAGGAUAGCAGAGAUAAACCCACGUACAGUGUUCUGCUGGGGCAACUGUUUGCUUUCAUUGGAACAAAUCCUGACCAAGCGGUAUCCAGCAGCAGUUUCCUGCUAGCUGCUCAGACGAGGUGGCGUCGUGGGAAUACGAGGAAGCAAGCCCUAGUGCAUAUGAGAGAGUUGCUGACGGCAGCUGUUCGGGUUGGUGGUGUGACGCAUCUUGUAGGUCCAGUGACCAUGGUGCUUCAGGGAGGCCCAAGAAUUGAAGAGCUCACGUGUGGCGGGAUGGUGGAACAAGUCCAGGAAGCCUUUGGAGAAACGAUGACGUCUGUGGUCUCGCUGUGUGCUCGCUACCCCAUUGCUUGUGCAAAUAGCAUUGGCCUCUUAUGCACUAUACCUUACACGAGGAGCGAAGAGAAGUGUUUGGUACGUAGUGGCCUGGUACAACUUAUGGACCGGCUUUGCAGUUUAAGCAGCCAGACAGAAUCCAGUUCAAAUGAAAAACAGACCAAGAAACAGAAGGUGGCCACCAUGGCUUGGGCUGCCUUCCAGGUGCUAGCCAAUCGCUGUGUCGAAUGGGAGAAAGAAGAAGGUGGUUCAACAGAAGCUGUUCACUCUGGUCUGGCUCGUCAGGUUUCCAGCCUUCUUACCAACCACCUCGCACGAGCCACGGAGUGUUGUGGUAAUCAAGCUGCAGGAAAUGACGCACUUCAAGAUGUUCUCAGUCUUCUUAAUGACCUGUCAAGGAGUCAUAUAGGUAAAGCAAUCCUGAGCCAGCCAGCCUGUGUGUCCAAGCUUCUGUCACUUCUCUUGGAUCAGCGUCCUUCUCCAAAGUUGGUCCUUAUAAUCCUUCAGUUGUGUCGUGCUGCACUGCCUCUGAUGAGUGUUGAGGACUGUGGAAAUGUGGAAUUGCCUCCCUGGAGUUACUCUGUACCCUCUCUGAACAGUGAACAGGAUGAUCCCAGUGACCCAGCCUCCAAGAUUGCCUCUCUGCUCUUGGCAAAGCUGGCGGAUUAUGUAGUACCAGGAUGCCAGACGGUUCUUUCUCCAACUGCCUCUGAGCCGGAUACUACUUUGGCAAAAGCCAGCCCUAAAAAUUCCAUAAAAGGCGAUAAAGAUCCUGGAGAAGAAAGCGAGGCAGUGGAUGGUAAACUUUCAAUUUUUAUUCAUAAACGGGAAGACCAGUCAUCCCAUGAAGUCCUUCAGCCAUUACUAAGUAGCUCCGAAGGUCGUCCAUUCCGACUAGGAACUGGAGCCAAUAUGGAGAAAGUGGUGAAAAUGGAUCGAGACAUGACAAAAAGCGGCUGCUGUGAAGUUAUUACAGAAGAAGCUGCUGCUGCUCUUCGAAAGGCAACUAAAUGGGCACAGUCUGGUCUAAUAGUUAGUGUUGGGCCACCCAUAGAAACCGUCAAUCCAGAAACUACCAGUGGGUUGUCCACUGGGGACAAAAAGAAGACCGCACAAACAUCUAUUUGCAGAGAGAGGAAUUCUGAGCUUGCCAGGACGGACCCCGUGAGGCCAUUCAUUAGUGGUCAUGUUGCAAACAGCAUGGCAGCAGAGGUGAUCGCUUUGCUACAUAGCUUGUUGAUGGCACCAGAAUCAAAUGCAGCUCAGAUAUGGACAACAACUGCUGAAAAAGUUCUGUCUCGGGCUCUGAUGUACAUUCCACAACUUGGGAAAUAUGCAGAGAGUAUUCUGGAGAAUGGGAGUAGCAGUGGAAGGAAACUUGCUAAACUUCAAAGAAUUGCUCGGCAGGCAGUAGCUGCCCUUUGUGCUCUGGGUGGCUUUAAGGAGACAAUUAAAAUAGGUUCUGAAGUUCAGGUUUUAGGUAAAGGAAUAGCAGGAAGCAUUGGAGUUGUGGCAUCUAUUAAUGAACAAGAAGGUAUAGCAACGGUCAAAUUUCCACCUACCAGUAUAGACAGUAGAAAGACCUCACAAGCAUCAGACACAUUAACUAUUCCAUUAUCUAGGCUCUGUGUUCCAAGAUCCGAGGCAUUGCCUCUUCAUAAACUGUCCAUUACUGAGAAGGUAGUACAGGCAGUCCAGUCCAUGUUGCUCCCUCAGGAGGGAAGUCUAUCUAUUCACACCUCACUUCCUGCAACAGGAGAUGGCUCAACUCCAGUAAUGGCAGUGGUCCGGCUUCUUGCUGAAAUAAGAACCAGAGCAUGCCUGGUGAUGGCUCAGCUGUUAGAAGACAGCUCAUUCUGUGAAGAAUUCAUUCAACAGUGUCCAGCUGCUGUAGAAGUUCUUAAUUUGGUAGCGCAGGAGUGCAGCCCUGGGGAGAGGCUCCUUGUUGUAGAAAUGCAGUGUGAAAGGUUACGAAUGUUGUAUCGUGACUGUGCUCGACCUCCCCCUCCUCCGCUCCAAGCAGACAGAAGACAGCCCAAAGAAAUCACUUGGAGCCCAUCAAGAGUGUUUCCCCCUGUGCGAGCAUGCAUGUUUUCAUCGCAUCUCACGGCUGUGACCUUUUUGGCUGAUCCUAGCGCAGGUGGGGGACUUCCUCGGGGCACGUUUAUCUAUGCCACUUCACCAGUUCCAGUACAGGCACCAUCAUUCUACUGGGAAAUUGAAAUAGUUUCCUAUGGAGAUACAGAUGAUGACACUGGACCAAUAGUUUCCUUCGGAUUUGCUACAGAAGCCGAAAAACGGGAUGGUGCUUGGACAAACCCAGUGGGCACGUGUCUUUUUCACAACAAUGGGCGAGCAGUGCAUUACAACGGCUCCAGCUUGCUACAGUGGAAGAGUGUUAGACUGGAUGUGACUCUGUCGCCUGGUGAUGUAGCAGGAAUUGGAUGGGAAAGAACAGAAGGAACUCCACCCCCUCCAGGGCAGCCAGCUAAAGGCAGAGUUUAUUUUACGUAUUGUGGGCAGCGACUUGGGCCGUAUCUAGAAGAUGUCUCUGGUGGAAUGUGGCCAGUCGUCCACAUUCAGAAAAAGAACACGAAAGUCCGUGCUAACUUCGGGUCUCGCCAGUUUGCCUAUGCUGAAGGACAGGCUCACAGGAAUGCUGCGGAUCUGUGUAUUGACCUAGCUGAAGAAAUAAGCGCCAACUUUGAAGCGUUGCCUUUUGCCAUGGCUUCUGAUAGUGAUAACGAUGCUGGCACCAGCAUAGCAUCUGAUCCUGGGACCCAUGGACCUCCUUGUAGAAUUGCUGCUGUUGCUACGGCUCAACAACAAUAUGACAGUGACACAUCUUGCCACUAUAAAAUGGAGCUAAGCUAUGAGAACUUUAUCACAUCGGGCCCCGAUCCUCACCCCCCUCCUAUUGCAGAUGAUGAAAGCGAUGAUGACGAUGACGAUGAUAUUCCCCGGGAGGAUCACUAUGCCCUCUUGGUUAAAGCCUGGGAAACUAAAGUGUUCCCUACAAUUAGAAGAAGAUUCCGUAAUGAGGCUGAGAGGAAGUCCGGGUUGGAUCAGAUUAAAGGAGCUUUACAGUUAGGAAUGGUUGAUAUAGCACGACAAACUGUAGAAUUCCUCUACGAGGAAAAUGGUGGCAUCCCAAGAGACCUCUACCUUCCUACUAUCGAGGAUAUCAAAGAUGAAGCAAACAAAUUUACAAUUGAUAAAGUACGAAAAGGUCUCACAGUGGUGACUCGCUCUCCUGACAGUAACAACGUUACCAGUAGUGCUGUUGGAACAGCUUUACCCAAGUUCGCCAUUCGUGGGAUGCUGAAGACAUUUGGUCUUCAUGGUGUUGUUCUGGAUGUUGAUUCAGUAAAUGAAUUGGUGCAAGUAGAGACCUACCUCAGAAGUGAAGGAGUUCUGGUGAGAUACUGGUAUCCUAUUGACAUGUUAGAAAGGCCACCUGCUGGUUACAGGAGGACUGCAACAAAUGGAUUGGUUACCCUGGAUAACACCAAUAUCCAAAUUCACAGAGAGCUUUUGCGAAGUGAAGCUGCUCUGGCCAAGCUAUACUGCCGCAUGGCUCUCCUCAAUAUUUUUGCCCCCAAAUCUCCGCAUAUGUUUACUCGGCUGUUUCAUAUUCCUGCUAUCCGUGAUAUCACUCUGGAGCACCUGCAGUUGCUGUCCAACCAACUUCUUGCACCGCCUCUUCCUGAUGGAACAAUCAGUUCAAGUUCUAUUCUUUUGGCCCAGUCCCUGCAACACUGCGUCCAUUCCCAGAACUGUGCUGCCACAGACCUCUUCUACCAGGGCAAUUCGCAAGCCAUCAGAGAGUGGCUUACUGUUGCCAUUACUCGGACGCUGCAUCAAGGAGAGGAGAGUUUGUUAGACCUCACUAAACAGAUCUGCUCCUUUUUGCAGAUGGCACCAGAACAGUUUCCUGCUAAUUUUCCUGGGGCUGCGUUUGUAAUUGUGUCCUGUAAGGAAAGUCAGUCUGGAUUCCGCAAAGAUUCAUCCCUGUAUAAAGCUCCCUGGGCUCGAGUGCUUGUCUACGGGCUCGGGCAUAAAGUUAAAAGGAAUGGUCAGUUAAACCUAAUUGAAGCAGUGUGCUAUCCUCGAGAUGCCUCUCCAACCAACACAGGCCUAACACCUCCCCCAACAACCAAUCAGUACCCUUCGGUGAUCACCCCUACGGACAAGGUCCACAUCAAACUAGGAGUAUCUCCUCCUCCUGGAGCUGUGUUGGUCUUGCAUUCUCUUCCCCUUGAAUUCCCCCUGGCAAUGGCAUUCACAGAACAGCUGUUAACUUGGAAAUUGGAAGAUGGGGAUGGAAAAUCAGAAGACGAACUGGAUACUAUUCCUGCUUCUGUUCUUUUGCAAGUAGUGGAAUUUUUAGGGAACUUUCUCUGGACAACUGACAUGGCAGCAUGUGUGAAGGAAUUAAUAUUUCAUCUCUUGGCUGAGUUGCUUCGCAAAAUUCACAAUCUGGAGCAGAAAAAAAAUCCAGCAGGAUUGUCAUCUUCUAUUGCCCUUCAGCUGAACCCCUGUCUAGCUAUGCUUAUGGCCCUGCAGUCGGAACUUCACAAGCUGUAUGAUGAAGAAACACAAAACUGGGUGUCUGGAAAUGCCUGCGGUGGCUCUGGUGUUGGAGUGGCUGACCAAGGAAGAUUUUCAACGUACUUCCAUGCUCUGAUGGAAGUCUGCCUUGCUGUAGCAGAAGUAACUUUACCUAUCAAUAUGAGUGUAACGGCUAAUGUGAUGUCUUCAACAAGUGCCCCAAAUCUUAGUGACUCUUCCUCCUCAUCUUCAUCUUCUCCAGGACAGACGCCACAGAGUCCAAGCUUGCUGUCAAAGAGGAAAAAAGUCAAAAUGAAGCGGGAAAAGACAUCAUCUUCAGGCAAACGGUCUUCAUCCAGAGCAGCUGAAACAGAUGCUGCAAUCCUCAGUAUAGGAGGAAGCAAGCCUGAGGAUAUGUUAUGGUUUCAUAGAGCACUGACUCUGCUUAUAAUUCUCAGACACCUAACUAAAAAGGAUCCACAGGGAUUGGGUGUGACAAAUGAUGCCGUAGCAGAUGCCUGUCAAGCAUUGGUAGGUCCCACAGCUCAUAGCCGCUUGCUUGUCAUUUCUGGAAUACCAACGCACUUGGAGGAGAGUACUGUGAGAAGUGCAAUCAGAAAGGCAUGUAAUGCACAUGGUGGGGUCUUCAAAGAUGAGAUCUACAUCCCUUUGCAGGAAGAGGAUCCCAAAAAAAUCAAGGACAAAGCGGAAGGAGGAGAAUGCAGAACCGAACUGGAAAAACCAACUGUUUCAAGUAGUGCGGACAGUUUGGAUAUCAGCAGCUCUAGCAGUGUCACACCUGCCAUGAGCGUUAGCGCUUCAGCAUCUACAAGUCAGGCUUCCCUCUGCAGCUCGCAGGGUAUAUCUCGGACCGUCAGUGAUAUCUCAGUUGACCAGUUUCAAGCUGGACUGGAACUGGCCAUCCCACCAGGAUUGCUAGAACCACAUGUUGUUUCCAGCCAGGAGAGUUUGGAUCUUUCACACUGCAGUACUGGAAGCCUUGGCAGCCUUGGCAGCCUCGGGGAACCACUUGACAAUGUAGAAACAGCGUCCGUGUCUGACGUUGGAUCAAUGUACACAGUCACGUCUCUGGACAACCAGCCGCUUCUGUCACGGCCAAUCAAAGGUUUUGCUGUAGUGGAGAUAAGGUCAAGAGCUAAAAUAGAGAAAAUCCGAGCCAGUCUGUUUAAUAGUAGUGAUCUCAUUGGUUUGUCAAGUCUGGAUGGUGAAGAUGAACUGAUGGAAAUGUCAACUGAAGAGAUUUUAACUGUUUCUACUGUAAAUCAGAGUUUAUUUGACACGCAAGGGAGCCCAGCGCUAGAAGAUUAUUUCAAUGAUAAGUCAAUAAAAGGUGAGAAAUUGGUCCCAGGUGCUCGAGAAGUCCUCACAGAAAUAUUUAAAAGCUGCAUCCAUUCUGAGCAAAUGCUGAGCCUAACUCCAGCGAAACCCAUUAAGGUUGCUGAUAUCUAUCUUAGUAAAGAACAGAUAAAUUCUCAGACGCCUGGAAACCUUCUUCAUGUGUUCUUCACAAAUGUCCGCCCUCCAAAGAAGGUGCUAGAGGACCAGCUUACGCAGAUUUUAAGGAAAUACGGUGUGCCCAAGCCGAAAUUUGACAAGAGCAAGUACAACAAGACAGGCAAAGAACAGCAUCCAGUGAAAGUUGUGAGCACCAAGCGCCCAGUGACUAAACCACCUACAAAGGAAAAGUCUGUGCUCAAUAGUGUCAGCCGAACAGCCUUAAGUGAGAAGAAACCUACCGUAAAGCCAAAAUCUCCUGAGAAGAGCAAACCUGAAGAGAAGGACCCUGAAAAGUCUCCCACAAAGAAACAGGAAGUUCCUGAGGAGAAGUAUUUGACACUGGAUGGAUUUCACAGAUUUGUGGUUGACCGAUCUAAACAGGAUAUCCGUAGUGUAUGGAGAGCUAUUCUGUCCUGUGGAUAUGAUCUACAUUUUGAAAGGUGUGCCUGCAUUGAUGCAAGACACGCUCAAAAAGCGUCCCGGAAAUGGACGCUGGAAAUGGAUGUAGCCCUUGUCCAGUAUAUUAACAGGCUUUGUCGUCACCUUGCAAUUACACCAGCACGACUCCAUCCCCAUGAAGUUUAUUUGGAUCCAGCUGAUGCAGCAGAUCCCAGAAUUUCCUGUCUGUUGAAUGUUCCCGUUGAAAGUCUACGCCUACGGUUUGCACUGCUUCAGUCUCUCAAUACAACGUUGGAGACGUUCUUCUUACCGUUGGUGGAGCUUCGGCAGACUGAGAUGUACGCUAACAGUAUUGCUGCCUUACUGCAAGAGGCCAAAGGCUUAAUCUUUUAUGACACAAAGGUAACUGUAAUGAACAGAGUGCUGAAUGCCACUGUCCAAAGAACUGCUGAUCAUGCAGCUCCGGAAAUCACCCUGGAUCCCUUGGAAAUAGUUGGAGGGGAGAUCCGUUCUUCAGAAAAUUCCUAUUUCUGUCAGGCAGCGAGACAGCUAGCCUGUGUGCCGUCCUCCCAGCUCUGCGUUAAACUUGCCAGCGGUGGAGACCCCACGUACGCGUUCAACAUUCGGUUCACAGGGGAGGAGGUUCAUGGAACAAGUGGAUCUUUCCGUCACUUCCUCUGGCAAGUCUGUAAAGAGUUACAGAGCUCCUCGCUCUCCCUUCUCCUGUUGUGCCCAAGCUCUGCAGUCAAUAAGAACAAGGGGAAGUACAUUUUGACGCCUAGCCCUUUAACCUACGCGGAGGAGCAGUUAUUCCAUUUCUUCGGGCAGCUCUUGGGUAUUGCAAUUCGAGCAGAUGUUCCUCUGCCACUUGACCUCCUGCCCUCCUUCUGGAAGACGCUGGUGGGAGAGCCACUGGAUCCUGACGUUGAUCUCCAGGAAGCUGACAUCCUCACCUACAACUAUGUCAAAAAAUUUGAAAAUAUAAACGAUGAGACAGAACUGGAAGCUCUGUGUGCAGAAAUUGCUUCUCAGCAUCUGGCAACAGAGAGCCCUGACUGUCCGAACAAGCCCUGCUGCAAAUUCACCUACCUGACCAUUGCAGGGGAAGAGGUGGAGCUUUGUCCCAGAGGCAGGCACAUUCCAGUGGGGUGGGAGAACAAGGAUGUGUACGCAGCAGCGAUCCGGAGCUUGAGGAUGCGUGAGCUGCAGACUCCGGAGUGCAUGACCGCAGUGCGUGCUGGGCUGGGGUCUAUCAUUCCCCUGCAGCUUCUGACUACGCUGACCCCUCUAGAGAUGGAGCUGAGGACGUGUGGGCUUCCGUACAUUAACCUGGAGUUUCUCAAGGCGCACACCAUGUACCAGGUGGGCUUGAUGGAAACUGAUCAGCACAUCGAGUUUUUCUGGAGCGCGUUGGAGAUGUUCACGCAGGAGGAGCUCUGCAAGUUCAUAAAGUUCGCCUGUAACCAGGAACGAAUCCCCUUCACCUGUCCGUGCAAAGACGGAGGCCCCGACACUGCCCACGUCCCGCCGUACCCCAUGAAAAUAGCCCCCCCCGACGGAGCCGCAGGUUCUCCAGACUCUCGGUACAUCCGUGUGGAAACAUGCAUGUUCAUGAUCAAACUUCCUCAGUACUCCUCGCUGGACAUAAUGCUGGAGAAGCUCCGCUACGCCAUCCACUACCGGGAGGAUCCGCUCAGCGGCUGAGCGGGAGCAGGGGAUGCCUGGAGGUGACGGGCUGGAGUGUUUCAUGGCUCUGCUAACGUUGGAAACCCUUUAAUUCACGUAAAAAUACCUCCUGUAACACUGUGUGACGAGCGGGAGGUGGAGUUUCUUUUCUGAACUUUUGUUCCCGUUACAAUAAUUACUGGAAGACUUACAUUUUGUAUUUGUAGACUUCGUGGUGGACUGGUUAUUUUGCUGCCUUGUUUGUGGAAUAUUUGUAGGAUAGUUUAGUAAAGACCAGUUUGUGUAUAAUUUAAUUUCGACAAACCUUUAAACAUGUACAUUUCUAAUUUUGUAAUUUAGAACGAUAUUACCCAUGCAAACACAACAAAAGCGAGG
This is a messenger RNA of Nipponia nippon (crested ibis), 13176 nucleotides long. The record is from RefSeq and is a predicted model, not a curated record. NCBI's taxonomy places the organism in Eukaryota, Metazoa, Chordata, Aves, Pelecaniformes, Threskiornithidae.